GGGCCGCUUGCCUCGCAGCGGGGACCCGGAGCUGCUGGCAGCUGCGGCGGCUCUGGAUCCGCAGCCAGCCCGCUCCGGAGCCCGGAAUCCCGGCCGGAGCCCGCUGUCCGGCAACUCGGCUCUUCAGGAUUACUGACAGACUAGAACUCUUCGUCCGACCUCUUGUGUUCUUUCUGUUGAUAGGAGCCCCGAGGCUGUACUCGAACCCAUGGAAGCCGAACCACGGUCCGCUUCGUUCAGGGGGUUAUUGUCAUUCAAGGAUGUAUCUGUGGAGUUAUCGUGUGAAGAAUGGCAGCUACUGGACUCUGCACAACAGCACCUGUAUAGAGAGGUGAUUCUGGAGAACUAUAGCAACCUGUUGUCAGUGGGAUAUCUUGGGUCCAAACCUGAUUUAAUCUUCAAGUUGGAGCAAGGAAAGGAACCAUGGAUAAUAAAUGCCAAAAUAUCCACACAGAUCUGUCCAGAAGACUGGAAAGAAUGGUACCGGAAAAGUCAAGAUGAAAAUGUUCAGAGAAGCUAUAAUCGUAAUGUAUUUGGGAAACUUUCUAUGACCAGAACCCAUGUUUCUCCAAGGCAGAGACUUCAUAAGCAUAACACAUGUGGGACACAUGUGGUACAAAACUCGAGUUCAAGCAGAAUUUUUGUAAGAAAGAAUCCUGAUCGAUUUCAUAGUUACAAGGAAUCUUAUUUUUUUAAACAUCAAAGACACAGUAGCUUAGAAAAAAAUUGUAUAUGUAAUGAAUGUGGGAAAGCUUUUCGUUGUAAAUCGCAGCUUGUUGUACAUUUCAGAAUUCAUACAGGGGAGAGACCCUACAAAUGCACAAAAUGUGAACGAGCCUUCAGUGCCAAGUCAAACCUUAAUGCCCAUCAGAGAGUGCACACAGGAGAAAAGCCCUACUUAUGUAGUGAGUGUGGGAAAGUGUUUUCUUUUAGGUCACAGCUCAUUGUGCACCAAGAAGUUCACACAGGAGAGAAGCCCUUUUGUUGCAGUGAGUGUGGGAAAGCCUACAGUUGGAAAUCUCAGCUUGUUUUACACCAGAGAAGUCACACAGGAGUAAAACCUUACGAAUGCAACGAAUGUGGGAAAACAUUUAGUUUGAAGUCCCCAUUCAUUGUACAUCAGAGAACUCACACGCAAGUGAAACCUCAUAAAUGCAAUGAUUGUGGGAAGGCAUUUAGGAGUAAGUUCUACCUCCUUGUUCACACCAGAAUGCACACAGGGGAGAAACCUUAUCAGUGCAGUGAUUGUGGGAAAACCUUCAAUGUGAAAACACAGUUCAUUGUGCACCAGGGAGUCCACACUGGAAAAAAUCCUUACGACUGCAGUCAGUGUGGCAAAGCCUUUGGUCGGAAGGAGCAGCUCACUGCUCAUUUGCGAGCUCAUGCAGGGGAGAAACCCUAUGGUUGCAGCGAAUGUGGAAAGUCUUUCAGCAGCAAGUCAUACCUUGUUAUACACAGAAGAACACACACAGGAGAGAGACCCUAUGGAUGUAGCUUAUGUGAGCGAGCCUUCUGUGGAAAAUCACAGUUGAUUAUACACCAGAGAACUCAUUCAACAGAGAAGCCAUAUGAAUGCAACGAGUGUGGAAAAGCUUAUUCCCGGAAGGCAUCUCUUCAGAUACACCAGAAAAUUCAUUCUGGAGAGAAACCUUUUAAGUGUAAUGAAUGUGGGAAAGCUUUUACUCAGAAGUCCUCUCUCGGUGAACACCAGAGAGUUCAUACACGAGAGAAACCCUGGAAAUGCUCUGAAUGUGGGAAGUCCUUUUGUUGGAAUUCAGGGCUUCGUAUACACCGGAAAACUCACAAGGCAGACAUCCAAGUGAUGAAGUGAAUGCUAGCCUCUAUUCACAGGUGCUGGUGUACCAGAGACCUCAGAUGAUAUUCCAGACAUAAUUUAUUGGAGAACAGUUAUAUUCGUAAUGAGGCUGCAAAAACAAGUCAGUUACAUAAAUCUUAGCUGAGAAGAGAAAAGUUGAAAGAAUGAGGAAUAAUAAACAUACCAAGUAUGCUUGGUCCUGUCAUGGAGAUUUGUAUUCCCUGUAAGUUUAAUGAAUCAUGGAAGGCCGGGUGUGGUGGCUUACCUUUAAUUCCAGUCUCUGGAGGCAGAAGCAGGUGGGUCUUGAUCUGAGGCUUACCUGGUCUAUAUAGUGAGGAUAUCCAGGGCUACAAUAGAGAGACCCUGUCUCAAAAAGCCAAAAAUAAAUAAAUAAAAAUAAAGGUAUCAUUUUCCCAGAGAAAAGGUUACAUGUAAAGUUACAUUCCAGAUUUGAAGCUUUUUUAAUAUACAAAAUAGAGGCCUCCUUCCUCAUAAAUAAUAAAAUUUUACAAUGUAGAGUACAAAGUUGUAGGAUAUAUAUAUUUUGCUUGUGGGGAGGAGGCAGGCUCUCAUGUAGCUUAGGCUGGCCUCAAAUUGAAUUUGUACUUGUAGCUGGCCUUGAAUUCCCAAUCUUCCUGCCUCUGCCUCCCAAGUGCUAGGAUCACAGGUGUGUGUUACUGUGCCUGGGUUUUGUUUUGUUUUAUGUAGGUAAGUAAUACAAGACCAUUUCAGGAACUUAUCCUGACACUUCAGGAAUAUUUUGUGUGGCUUUCCAUAGUUACCACUGAUUUGCACUUUUAAAGAUAUAUAUCCCAGAAGAGGGCAUCAGAUUCCAUGGGACUGCAGUUAUAGCUGGUUGUAAGCCGCUAUGUGAGUGCUGGGAAUUGAACUCAGUCUCUGUAAGAGCACCCAAUGCUCUUAACCUCUAACCUCUGAGCCAUUUCUUCAGCCCUUCCUUGAUUAUUUUUUGAAGAGAGAAAAAGAGAGUGAGUGUGUGCGUGCAAUAUGCGCACGCAGUGUGUGUUCAGGUGCCUGUGGAGGAUGUUAGAUCCCCUUCAGCUGAAAUUAGUAGAAGUUGUUAGCCAUCUGAUGUAGGUGCUGGGAACUGAACUUGGGUCCUCUAAAAGAGGACUAAGAAGACUUGCCAUUUUUAACCUUGAGCCAUCUCAUUUCUUCAGCCCUAAUGAUUUUUUUUUACAAUUAGAUUUUGUCUUAGUGUUUCUAUUGCCAUGAUGACGAUAACUACUCUUAUAAAGGAAAACAUCUAAUUGAGGUGGGGGCUUACAGUUUCAGAGGUUUAUUCCAUUAUUGUGGCAGGGAGCAUGGUGGAAUGCAGGCAGACAAUGUGCUGGAGAAGUAGCUGAGAGUCCUACUUCUUGCAGGCAACAGGAAGUGGACUGAGUAUCGUACUAAACGAAGCUUGAGCAUACACGAGACGUCAAAACCGGCCUCCACAGUGACUUGCUUCCUCCAACAAGGCUAUACCUACUCCAACAAAGCCACUCUUCCCAAUAGUGCCACUUCCUUGGAAUCCAUUUUCUUUCAAACCACCACACAUUUAUUUAUUUGUGAGUGUAGGUCAGAGAGCAUCUUGCAAGAGUUGGUUUCUAUUUCCAGUAUAUUAGUCCUGGUGACUAAACUGAAGUCAUCAGGCCUGGCAGCAAGCAUUUUUAUCUGUUGAGCCAUCUCACUGGUCCCAGUUUUAUAUAACAAGACUUAGUAUCUUUCAUUUUAAAUGCUAAUUAUUAUAUCAGGACUAUCUAUUUUUUUUUUUUUUAGCAAUCUUACUGAAAACAAUGAGGCUCAUAAGAGGAGGAAUGCAGUUCUCACUCCCAAGUAAGUUUACUUACCUAAUAGUCUGUCUCCAUGGGCAAGUUGGACAUUCCAGUAGGCUGUUUUGCUACUGUCCAGUAGGUGUUGUGAACACUUGCCUUGUUAGCGUUCUGUACAGCUGAUUAAAGUUCCCUGUUUUCUAUGGAUAAAGACCUCUUCUGCUCUGUUUUCUUAUGGUAGUGUCUUUUCCUUGUGUCACAAAUUGACCAUUUAUUCCUAUAAUUGGAUAAUAGUAACACUCUUCUCCAAGAUUCUAAGUCUGUAAUUCAGUCUCACAUGAACCAGAGCAAAAUUCGAGAACUAAUUUGCCUGACCUCUGUAGCUUGAGGAUGACUUUGUUUUCUGAAUCCUCAGGCAAGCUUUAAUAAAUCAUAAAUAAUAUAUCACCAUAGGUGGAAUAUCAUGUCAGUUGAUAAGACAUUCUGUAAAUCCAUUGAUGUUGGUUUUGGUAGAAGCAAAAAGGUGUGUUCAACCAUUGCCCAGCUCUUUUUUUUUUUCUUUCAAGAUUUAUUUAUUACGCAUACAGUGUUCUGACUGCAUGUAUCCCUGCAGGCCAGAAGAGGGCACCUAAUGUCAUUACAGAUGAUUGUGAGCCAUCAUGAGGUUUCUGGGAAUUGAACUCUGGGAGAUCAGCUAGUAUUAACCAGUAAGCCAUCUCUACAGCCCAAAUAUUCAACUUUCUGUGAAGACUACUUAUUAUUAUUAUUCAUUUGCCAGCAGUUUGCUCUGAAUUUCAAGAAUAAAACUCCUAAAACAAGCCAGGCUGUGGUGGCAGAGGCAGGUGGAUCUCUGUGAGUUAGAGGUCAGCCUGGUCUACAAAGCCAGUUCCAGGACAGCCAGGUCUGUUACACAGAGAAACCCUGUCUCAAACGAAACAAAACAACAGCUACAAAAAACAAAAAACAAACAAAAAGAACCAAAAACCAAAAAUCCUCAAAAAAACCAAAAACUCCUAAAGCAAUGGAGCUAUGGAGCUAUCUAACAUCCAGCCUUGGGAUGGGAGAACGACCUAUUAUCUUGUUUGUGAUCUGGUUCCUGAUUUUCUUUCCUGGUUGUCUGAAGACCCUAUGACAAUCAGGUAAAAAGUACCUUAAGUUCACCUGACCUCAGUGUGAAGUCACAGAACAAACAUCUCAUUUUGUGCCUUUAAAUCUCUCUUUAGUUGUUAAUAUUCUGGGCACUGUUGCACCCCUGUGAUAGCAAUCACUCCACACCACAUAGUAUAGUGGAUUGUACAAGUUAGCUAGUCAAAUUGUGUCCAGGAGGAAGAAGGGGAAGUGCCUAUGGAGUGCAGGAAGCAAGCAGGGUCUGCUAUUGGAGCCAGGGGCAAGUGAUAUUGAAAUACAUUGUCUCUGCUGAUCUAGAAAAGGUCUUUGUGGUUGAAGUCAGGGUCAGGGACCAUUGUACUGUGUCUUUAAGUACUGUGUAAUCCUAAGGGAGGUGCUCUUGUCACUCAGGCCUGAUUAGCCAAUCAGGCCCUCCAGACGACCUGCCAGUUAGAAGUGGUUGCAGGGCCCUUCCUCCACCGGCUUCAGGCUUGGCUUUGAAGGGAGGCUGGUGCCAGUGGAUUUGUAUGCUGUGCUGAGAGUGCUGCUGCUGGGAGCUGAGCGAAGAGCAUGGGCGAGCUGGGAAACCAGGACAUGGUGAGCCAGGGACUGCUAUCCCCAGACUGGGAGGAGCGGCCAGUUGAGCCAUGGGAGCCAGUGUGGUGGGAGCCAGAUCCCAGAUGCAGAGUUCAGCAUGGUCUUUGCAGUUUCUGGGGCUGGCUGGCAGCCUCUGAAUAAUUUCAUUCUGCCGGUUGCAUCUAUGCACAGCACCAGGAGGACUGUGCUUUGAAAUACCCUUGUUGUUGACAUCAUUGUGAAAUGCCAGCACCCUUAAUGUUAGGAUUCAGGCAUUAUGCUGGCCCGCCCCUACUUGUCAGCAUUCAGGCAAAUACUCAGGCGUGCUUCAGUAUGUCAUAUGCUGCAUGGCUACGUAAGCCUGUAUGCAGGUGCAAAUGGCCCCUUUAAGAGACAAGCUUCAGCCGUUCUUUCUUUCUUUCCUGCCCCCCCCCCAUCUCUGUGCCUCCUCUCCUUCCUCCGAUGCUGCUCCUGUUCCCAGAGGCUGGUCUUCCCCCUCCUCUCCUCACAUUUCCAUUCCCUUUCUCUCAAUAAAAGCCUCCACAUGAACACCGUUUGUGUGGCGUGUCUGUCUCUCACCUGCCAUGGGACCUGCUAAGGCCCCUCUCAUGCCUUAUCGUAACAGUGUUUUUGCUGUCUCUAUGGAACACAGAUUUGCCAAACUCAGAGAGCCCUGGUCCCUGUAAUAUCUUCCAGAAGUUCUGCACUUUGAACAUUUAUCGUUUAGGCUUAGGAUCCAUCUGGAAUUAAUUCUGUGGAGCCUGUAAACAGUAUUUCCUGUGUAGAGUAGCAUCCACUGUUAAACUGUGAUAAUAGAAUAAAUAGUAUAAAGACUUACCAGUUCUUACGAGACAUAGUCACAAAGCAGAAUUUAGAUAAGGGAGGACUGCAUCCCCAAUACCCCAAAGAUAAGUAGUAUGCUUGCUAACCCUGCCCGUUAGUGGUUAGUAUGAUAAGAUGUAAAUAUUCAGGGUAUUAACCAGCUACAUUCCUAUAACAAAGGAGACAACCCUGAUUUACACCCAGCAGAAAGGCCCAUCCCUCCAUUGAAAAACCUAUUCUAAAUGCUGCUCAAGGGACCAAUUGUGCCAUAAAGUUAUAUUAAUUCUAGAAAAGCUGUAUCUCCAGUCUUUUUGAAAAGCAGUUUUGAGUCAAGUUUUCCUAUGUUGAUGGAGGUGGACUUGAACACUAUCUGUAGCCCCACAGGGCGUUGCCCUUGUUAUCCUCCUGACUAACCACCCUAAAUGUUGGAUUUCACAUCUCCAGCACCGCAGAGUUCUAAAGUGACCAGUUUGAGUCAUAUAGUGGACUGCCCAUUGCAGAACAGGGGAAGGAUUUGUGUGUGGCGCGUGACUUCUCCCUUCAGACCCGAAGAGGAGGAAUAAUGCUCUGUGUACACUGCAGGAGGAAACAGACCAGACAAUAGCUAAGUCACAGACUGAAGUUGAAGGCAGUGAGCUGCAAGAGGGGUCUCAAUUAUAGAGAAGGACCUGCUGGGGCAGGGUGAGUGACUUUCUGUGUAGUUUCCCUGCAUGUAUUAAUUCCUUCCAUGUGAAUGAAGACAGACAGAAUUGUUGGGUGUACAGUUUAGGAAGGAUAGCUUGGAUAUUCAGUUUCCUGGGCCCUGUGGUUGCAGUAGAAGGGCUGCUGUCUCCACUGGCCUUGAUGUUAGAGCAGCUCUCUAGUUUAGCUGCCAUGAACUCUUCAUUCUGAUUCUCCUGAGGAUUCCCAGGUUCUCUGAGGCAGUCUAAAAGAAUGUCUGGAAGGGCAUUUUUAGGGAGGGGGAAAUGUUUGUGGUCAUGUUGUAUGGGUGUUUGUGAGGGACUUGCCUGGGGUGCAUCUUGAGAUUGCUGUGCUCGUGAGCAGAUGAGUGGCACAGUUUUCUCCUGGAUUUGCCUCAGGAAGAGGCUGUGCUUAGUAGGAGUUAGAGAGGCUUGGCUCAGAGAGUCCAAGGCCAUAUGCAACAACCCAGCUCUUGUCUUGCCUGACUCAAUUAUCUGUGGAGCUGAAGGAGGUGUUAGAUGGAGUGCCACCUCACCUGAUCACUUGCAGCCCUGGGAUUAGUCCCCGGAGAUCCUCAGGACCUAUAUUGAGCUUGUCAAGGAGUCAACCAGGGCUGAUGAUGAAACCCAGAGAGGUGGAGGUCAUAGUGCUGCUGUUGUAGCUGUUAGGCGUGGCAGGAUGCUAGGAAUAGACCAGGAACAGCUUGCCAUGGUCAUAUAGGUGAGAACCUGAUACAGGGAAAGUGAUGCAGGUGUCCACCUACACUUUUUAAGGACCUUUCUGUCAUCAGGUUGCCCUCUGAAUUUUUAGUCUCUAAGACACUCUCCAGACCCUUCUUUGAGCCCAGAUGCCUUCCAAAUACCUGGUGCUCAGCUGCUUUACAGAGAUUUCCAUGGACCCCUCCCAUUGUCUUCUGAGACUUCAGAAACUGCUAGAGUCUUGGGAUGUUCCUGGGACAGCAUGUGUGAUCCUCAUAGGUGAGUUCAUUGGUAAAACUGGAAAUGUUAUAAGGCAAACAAACUCAUAACUGUUAUUUUGAGGCAUUUGCUAUUUUGUAUUAAAAAUACUAGUUAUAUUGGCUAUUAUCAGAAUUAUGGAGCUUGUUGAUAUCAUAAAUUAUUACUAUUUCUAUAGAUAGUGGUUUUGGUCUAUUGGUAAGAGUUGUGGUAAUUGCAGUCAGUAUGGCAAAGACCCACCAAGCAACUGACAACAAAUUCUGAAGGGGAGGUGUGGGAAGAGAGUAAUGUUGUAUGCAAAGGUAGAUACGUGUAGUUAGUGUAACAAAAGUUAUAUAUUAUUAUGCUGAUGGUCAUCACACAAGAUUCAUACCCUCAAUUCCUAACUAAGGUCCUAAGUCUCUUUCCCCAAGGCUGAUCACCUGUGCUAAGUAUGUUAGCUGAAGGUCAGGUUCAGUCUCUAACAGACAUCUGUUUUGAGGGUCAGAAUCCUUGGGGAGACUUUCUAGAUGCAGGGUAAGUCAAGGUGGUGUCUCUCAAGAUGUACAGAGCAGAACAUUACUCUUGAUUUCUGCUUAUAGACUGUCCAGUGGCUGUCAUGGAGACUGUCUGCUUGUCUUGAGUGAGUGAUGUCACUGGGUUCUGCUUGUCAGGUACAGCCUUGGGUGUAGUGGUGUUACUAAGCUAUUUUUACAUGUCUAAAAGACAUUUUUUUUUUUACUAUGCUCAGUACAAUUAGGCUUCUGAUUCAUGUAUAUGUUUGACCAUGAAUAACAAGUAAUACACCAGGAUGCCUUGGAGUUAAUAAUGUUACAGCUUUUCAUAGCACUGGAAAGGAUGGGACAAAUAAAUGUUUAACCUGUAUAAGUUAUUGGAAGCAAAGUGAUUAAAACAGGCAUCUCAGAAAACAUAACUGGUAUUAAAGAAGUGCCUCACUAGUCUCCCUUUCCAAUUCAAGGACAAGGAGCAACCUUGUUAUUAUUUCCACAUUGGGUUAAUGUAAGCAGAAUACUUCAUGUAAUCUAUUAUGGGGCUUUAGGUGGGUCCCACCAAAAAUUUCAUGGUCUAAUAAAUUAUGGUGUGGAAAUAAAUUUAUCCGUUUAGUCUUUCUUAAUAGUAUGGGUUCAUUUUUUCCUCAUCCAAGAGGACAUAUCAUACUUCCUUGUGAAAAUUAAUACUUAGUACCUAUGGUAUUGUCUGAAUGUAAUUGACCCCCAUAAGCUCAUAGGGAGUGGCACUAUUAGGAGGUUUGACUUUGUUACAGUAGAUAUGGCUUUAUUGGAAGAAGUGUGUCACUGCAGGGGUGGGAUUUGAGUUUUCAUAUAUGUUCAAGCCAUGUCCACUGUCCCAAACCACUUCCUGUUGCC
This is a messenger RNA of Cricetulus griseus (Chinese hamster), 9097 nucleotides long. The record is from RefSeq and is a predicted model, not a curated record. NCBI's taxonomy places the organism in Eukaryota, Metazoa, Chordata, Mammalia, Rodentia, Cricetidae.